Messenger RNA from Tripterygium wilfordii, 886 nucleotides. RefSeq names its product 60S ribosomal protein L17-2-like. NCBI's taxonomy places the organism in Eukaryota, Viridiplantae, Streptophyta, Magnoliopsida, Celastrales, Celastraceae. The record is from RefSeq and is a predicted model, not a curated record. Gene Ontology annotation, biological process: cytoplasmic translation. Gene Ontology annotation, molecular function: structural constituent of ribosome. Gene Ontology annotation, cellular component: ribosome; cytosolic large ribosomal subunit. The transcript is spliced from 7 exons. The coding region runs from base 112 to 660 and encodes 182 amino acids.
CCUAGAAACACUGGUAGGGUUUUAAUUUAACUCUUCAGCUGCAGACCAGUGGAACUCUCUGGCUGCGCUCUAUCUUUGGCUCGGGAUCGAGAAUUUGCAGAAGCGGCAGUCAUGGUGAAGUACUCGAGGGAGCCAAGCAAUCCUACCAAGUCCUGCAAAGCCAGGGGCAGUGAUCUUCGGGUUCAUUUUAAGAAUACUAGAGAGACCGCCCAUGCUAUUAGGAAGUUGGCCUUGGUGAAGGCUAAAAGCUACUUGGAGGAUGUGAUUGUCCAUAAGCAAGCUAUUCCCUUUAGGCGUUUCUGUCGCGGUGUGGGCCGAACUGCUCAGGCGAAGAACCGUCACUCAAAUGGACAAGGACGCUGGCCUAUGAAGUCUGCUAAGUUUAUUCUUGAUUUGCUCAAGAAUGCUGAGAGCAAUGCUGAGGUGAAAGGUUUGGAUGUGGAUGCUCUUUAUGUUGCUCACAUCCAAGUAAAUCAAGCACAGAAGCAAAGGCGACGGACCUACAGAGCACAUGGGCGGAUCAACCCAUACAUGUCUUCCCCUUGCCACAUUGAAUUGACUCUGUCGGAGAAGGAAGAAUCUGUUAAGAAAGAGCCUGAGACUCAGUUGGCUCCAAGGAAGGUUAAAGGUCAAGCUCUUCGCAGUGGUGCAUCCUCUUAAACAGCUGUGGAGUUCUAGAUUGAUUCAAGAGUAGUCCACAUCAUAUGAAAUUUCCAGCUUACCCUGUUUGUUAAAAUACUCUGAACUUGAGUUUUCAUCAUGGGAUGCUCAUGAAUUUUGGAUGUUAUGCUAUUAUAACUAAUUUAAGUCCUUAAUGAUCUGUUAAACAUGAGAUUCUUGUUAAUGCUUUGAAUAGUUAAUUAUAGACUGUACUGCCUCUGCUAGA